Messenger RNA from Nelumbo nucifera (sacred lotus), 4906 nucleotides. RefSeq names its product formin-like protein 18. The record is from RefSeq and is a predicted model, not a curated record. NCBI's taxonomy places the organism in Eukaryota, Viridiplantae, Streptophyta, Magnoliopsida, Proteales, Nelumbonaceae.
AUCAUCAUUCACCAUCGUUUCCGAACCAAUAGAGACAGAGACAGAGACAGAGACAGAGACAGAAACAGAGUUUGAGCUGAGCCUGAUCGUUGUUAGAUCCGUUUGACAACCCUAGAAAAUUCCAAAAUCUCAAUCUGUCUGCUGUUUUUUUUGCACAAAAUUAAUAAAAAAACAGGGGAAAUUUGUUUAUUCCCACGGAAAACGAAAGUCUGGAUAAAAGAACUAAGAAAACAAAGGAAAGGAUUUGCAGAGAGACGGAGAGAGAGAGAGAGAGAGAGGGAGAAGUGUAUUUGUACAGGAGAAAACUAACACCUUAAAGUUGCAGCAAAAUUCAUUUUUAUAUUGGGUUCCUACAUUCGCAUUCUCGUCCGUGAUGAUUCAUCCAAAAUUUUCAGAUUGGAUCUUGCUAUUGGAGCUUCAGGUGUCAAUCAGCUGGGCAUUGAUGUCGCUGGAAAUGGAGCUGUUCUAGGGGUCGCUUUGCUUUUGUGGAUUUAUCGGAUCUCCCCAAAAUGGCGCUGUUUCGCAAAUUCUUCUACCGGAAACCGCCCGACGGACUUCUGGAGAUUUCUGAGAGAAUUUACGUUUUUGAUUAUUGCUUUUCUACGGACGUCUUGGAAGAAGGUGACUAUGAAGUCUACUUGCGAGGCAUAGUAGGUCAAAUUCGUGACCACUUCCCUGAUGCUCAGUUCAUGGUUUUCAACUUUCGAGAAGGAGAGGGCCAAAGCCAGAUUGCUGAUAUCUUACUUGAGUACGAUAUGACUGUAGGGGAGUAUCCUCGGCACUAUGAAGGUUGCCCAUUACUCACAAUGGAACUGAUCCACCAUUUUCUGAGGUCAAGUGAAAGCUGGCUGUCACUUGGGCAGAAGAAUGUGCUUUUAAUGCAUUGUGAACGAGGUGGGUGGCCAGUUUUGGCUUUCAUGUUGGCUGCGCUGUUGAUUUAUAGGAAGCAUUAUACAGGAGAGCAGAAGACCUUGGACAUGAUAUAUAAGCAAGCCCCUCGUGAACUUUUGCAGUUACURUCACCACUGAAUCCAGUGCCUUCUCAACUUAGAUAUCUACAGUAUGUAUCAAGAAGGAAUGUUGGCUCAGAAUGGCCUCCACUGGAUAGGGCACUUACUUUGGAUUGUGUCAUGCUUCGAGUUAUUCCUAAUUUUGAUGGAGAGGGAGGUUGCAGGCCAAUAUUUAGAAUAUAUGGACAGGAUCCUUUCAUGGUUACUGAUCAGAAUCCCAAAGUCCUGUUCUCUACACCAAAGAAGAGCAAAGCUGUACGGCUUUAUAAGCAGGCAGACUGUGAAUUAGUCAAAAUCGACAUUCAUUGCCAUAUUCAAGGUGAUGUUGUGCUUGAGUGCAUCAACUUGGAUGAUGAUCUGGAACGUGAAGAGAUGAUGUUUCGAGUUAUGUUCAACACAGCCUUCAUUAGAUCUAAUAUCUUGAUGCUUAGUCGUGAUGAAAUUGACAUUUUGUGGAAUGGCAAGGAUCAGUUUCCCAAGGACUACAGAGCAGAGAUUCUCUUCUCUGAAAUGGAUGCUGCCUCAUCUCUUAUCACAGUGGAUUAUCCUCAUCUUGAGGAGAAGGAAGGUGUUCCUAUGGAAGCAUUUGCUAAAAUUCAGGAGAUCUUUAACAAUGUGGAUUGGCUAAAUCCAAGUGCAGAUGCUGCUAUAAAUUUUCUUCAACAAAUAGAAAUAGAUACAGCAAAUAUUCUCCAAGAUAAGUUGGAGGCUGGUUCUUUUCAGAAUGAUGAAGGUAGAGAUCUAGUACAGGAGCCAAGUCCUGAAAAGCUUCCAGAGAAACUGAAGCCUGUGUCAUCAGAAAAUAAGAUUAAGAGCUCCAUGUCUGUGGAACUGGAAAAACAGACUCUGCCCUAUAAACUAUCUGUAGAUUUAGAUUCACCUAAAAGUAAGUUUCAACCAAACGAACUGCAUGUUGCAUUUCAACUACGUUCUCCAUCAAAGAUCAUAACACAACGAAUAUCUCCUCUAUCAAGUCCAAUGUCGUAUAAUUCUCCACAAGGUUCACCUGUGGCAAUAUCAAGAUAUCAUAGUGCACCCUCAGUUCUUGGUAUUACAGCUCUCUUGCAUGAUCAUUCUUCAGAUGGGAGUCCAGACAGCCUUAAUCUUCUGGUUGCAUCUCCUCCUUGCUAUUCACCUUCACCUAAACUUUGGGGGUCUAGUAUUGUUUCAUCAAUACCACCACCACCACCACCACCCUCACUGCUGAAUCCUUUGAUGCCUUCUACCACAAUAAUUUCUUCAAUCCCUCCAUCACCAUUACAUCAACAUCUAUCAACUUCAAAAUCAUCAGCUCCUUCUCUAAUGCAGGAUCCUGGAACCUCUUCUUCAGAUGGAGGCCAGUUAUCACUGGCUUCUCCCUCUCCACCUCCCCCUCCCCCUCCCCCUCCCCCUCCUUCCUGUAAGGAGGCAUCAGCAUCUGUGAUUGUCACUGUAGAUUCAAUUCCUCCUCGUCCUCCACCUGUGCCCCCAUGUUUAGGUUCCACUGUUAAGAAUUUAUCAUCAGUCCCACCACCACCACCACCACCACCUCCUUUUCCAUCCAAAACUGUUUCAUUCGCCCUCUCUCCUCCUCCCCCACCUCCACCCAUGGAGAAGGAUUUGCGACCCAAAACCAUUUCAUCAGCCCCCUCUCCCCCUCCUCCCCCACCUCCUCUCAUGAAGAAGACAGAUCUUUCAUCUGGUCCUCCUCCACCUCCACCUCCUCCUAUGUGUUCAGGAAUUUCCCCAGGUCCUACUAAUAUAUCUAUUGCACCACCACCACCUCCUCCCCCUGGUUUUUCAUUAAAGAGUUCUGGGCCUCCAUUAAAUAACUCUCCGCAUGUUCCACCUGUGCCUCCUCCUCCAGCUCCUUUUCCAAAUGGGGUUUCAAGGGCUGGUGAUGGUUUCCCACAAUCUCUUUCUUCAGGCAAUAGUGGAGCUAGUGGUGUUGCUGGUCCUCCAACUCCUGCACCACCUUUAAUUUCUUUUGGUAUAAAGGGACGAGGGUUAUCACGUAAUACAAGUCCAAGGAAUCAACAAAAGAAGUCUUCCUUAAAGCCAUUGCAUUGGUUCAAGUUAACACGGGCAAUGCAGGGAAGCCUGUGGGAUGAGAUAUCUAAGUCUCCAGGGGUUGUUGAGAUGCCAGAACUAGAGAAUCUUUUCUCAGCAGCUGUUUCAAAUUCUGAACGGGGCUCAGGUCAAAACUCAAGUCAGCGUGCCUCAGCUGGACCUAAAUCCAAUAAAGUCCACUUGAUUGAGCUAAGGCGGGCAUAUAAUUGUGAAAUCAUGCUUUCAAAGGUCAAAAUUCCAUUGCCAGAUAUGAUGCAUGCUGUACUUACACUGGAUGAGUCAGCAUUAGAUGCUGAUCAGGUUGAUAACCUAAUUAAGUUUUGUCCAACAAAAGAAGAGAUGGAACAACUGAAGGGCUACAAUGGAGACCCAGAAAACUUGGGGAAAUGUGAACAGUUCUUCUUAGAGUUGAUGAAAGUUCCACGAGUUGAAUCUAAGCUUAGAGUUUUCUCAUUUAAGAUACAGUUUCGUUCCCAGGUUUCUGACCUUAGGAACGCUCUGAAUGUUGUAAAUUCUGCAUCAGAAGAGAUCAGGAAUUCUGAUAGAUUGAAGAGUAUCAUGAAAACAAUUCUUCAACUGGGAAAUGCAUUGAACCAGGGAACUGCAAGGGGUUCGGCUAUUGGUUUUAGAUUGGAUAGCCUCCUUAAACUCUCUGAUACACGUGCGCGGAACAACAAGAUGACUCUCAUGCAUUAUCUUUGUAAGGUGCUUGCUGAUAAAUUGCCAGAAACUAUAGAUUUUCAAAAAGACCUUGUCAGCUUGGAAGUUGCAUCAAAGAUACAACUAAAGUAUUUGGCAGAAGAGAUGCAAGCCAUUAGCAAAGGCUUGGAGAAAGUUGAAGAGGAAUUGAUUGCAUCUGAAAAUGAUGGUCCUGUAUCGCAAACUUUUCACAAGACUGUGAAGGAAUUUCUUGUCGUUGCAGAAGCAGAAGUGAGGUCUUUGGCUUCACUAUAUGCCGGAGUGGGUAGAAAUGCUGAUGCAUUAGCACUUUAUUUUGGAGAAGACCCAGCCCGUUGUCCAUUUGAGCAAGUUGUCUCUACUUUACUCAAUUUUGUGAGAAUGUUUGAACGGGCCCAUGAGGAAAACUGCAAGCAACUUGAACUUGAAAAGAAGAAAGCACAGAAGGAAGCAGAAAGUGACAAGAACAAGACUGGUACUCCAAAAAUAGAUUCUCAAAACUCAUCAAGAACAACCUUAAACAGUGGCAAAGCCACAUGACUUGUAUUUGUUAAUCAGCAGAAGCAGUUUCUGUUCCCAAGGGAAAUUUUUGUACUUGAUCCAAAUGAAGAACUGAGAUGACAAAUCAGAAACACCAAUGGAAAAGGUUCUGUUGAUGACAAGAAGAAUGCCAAUCUGAUGGUGCAGAGAAUAAUUUACAAGUGAAAGGAGUUACGAAAGGUGAAACAUUACAAUUAUCUGCAAAGCAAAAUGGCGGAACCUGUACUUAGUAGUAAGUUCUUCAUGCUCCUGACCCCAAGAAAACCUUGGCUGUCCACACUCAAUAGUCUGAGCUGUCAACGGGGUUUUCCCUGCAUGAUGCGCUAGUUCAUCCUGCAACGCAUCCGGCAUUGAUACCAUUACAAGGAGCCUGUGUGAACUGUCAUGCGGGGAGAGACCUAUUGACAGCCUAGGCGGUCAAACUUAGCCAAAAUUUUGCCAUCUGCCCCACCACAACUCCCCUCGUUUAUAUCAUUCUCUAAAUCUGAAUUCGUUUUUUCUUUGGCAGGGAGUGGGAAUAGGUAGUGUAAGUUUUUAGUUUUUGUGAACGACUUGUAAAAUAUUCACAUCCAAUCUAUUGUAAAUAUGUGUCCAAAUACCUGUCUUUUAUUUUAUUUUAUUUUUGUGAA